UAGUGCCAGAAGAGAAAGCGCCCAAUGUUGAAGAUGGCAACCCACGUCCACGUAAAACCACCUUUCUCUACGACCCCAUGUGUUUCCAUUUCAACCGGAAAUCUGAGAAUUAAGACAACGGGAACAAAAACAGUAAACUCAUGUAAAACAUGGAAGCUUGUUGUUGCUGCUGCUGAGGCUUCCGCUUUAUCUUCGUCUUCUUCUUCUGGGUCUUUUAAUCGAACAAGUGGUGGACAAUUGUUUCGGGGAAAUGAAAUUUGCAGAAAUAAAAAAGAGAGGAGUACAAGCAAGAAAAGGGUGUUUUUCUUAGAUGUGAACCCUCUUUGUUAUGCUGGAAGCACACCGAGCUUGCACUCUUUUGGUUACUGGAUUUCUCUUUUAUUCUCUCAAGUCAGCCUUAGCGACCCUGUUAUUGCUGUUCUUGAUGGAGAAGGGGCUAUCGAGCACCGCAGGCAGUUGUUACCUUCAUAUAAAGCACAUAGGAGAAAAUUCUACAGCCGAUUAUCAGCUUUUCACAAAUUUUCAAAGGAUUAUGUUCAAAGGUCUCAAGUUGUCGUUGAUGUUCUAACCAAAUGCAAUGUUCCAGUUGUAAAAGUUGAAGGCCAGGAAGCAGAUGAUGUGGUGGCGACACUUGCAGGACAAAUCUUACAAAGAGGAUACAGGGUGGUUAUUGCCUCUCCAGAUAAAGAUUUCAAGCAAUUGAUUUCUGAAGAUGUCCAGAUUGUUUUGCCUGUUAUAGAGCUAAAACGGUGGUCCUUUUACACUAUGAAGCACUAUAUUGCUCAAUAUAAUUGUGAUCCAUGCUCUGAUCUGAGUCUUAGAUGUAUUAUGGGCGAUGAGGUUGAUGGUGUUCCUGGGAUACAAAACAUGGCUCCUGGGUUUGGUCGCAAGACUGCUUUAAAGCUUUUGAAAAAACACGGUUCACUGCAAAAUUUACUAAAUGCAGCAGCGGUAAGAACUGUGGGCAAACAAUAUGCACAGGAUGCUCUCACAAAACAUGCUGAUUUUUUGCGCAGGAACUACGAGGUUCUGGCACUGAGGAGGGAUGUUGAUGUUCAUCUACAGGAGGAAUGGUUAACUGAAAGAGAUAGAUGCAAUGAUUCCAUUAUCUUGUCUAACUUCUUCAAGAUGUUGGAAGAAAAUAAAAUACCCUUUCAGCAAAAGAGAUCUCAUUCUUGAAGUGGUUAAGCCCCCAAUGGAAGGAUGCUGGAGAGCCGGCGAUGCUGCCCUGGAGAGUCGACGGUGGUUCGGCCGACGAGUGAGCUUCACGCCCCGUGACAAGCUUUCUGACGCCGUCCCACUCACUAGUGUGUGGAGGCGCGUCGCAUGUUCGUUGUUGCUCCGGUCACUCUCGCCGAAGUCGUCUCGAAGCACUUUCGUCAGUUUUGUGGUCUGUUUGCCGUUUGGUGGAGGUGUUUUGGUUUGAUUGCAUCUUUGGAUUCUAUUCACGUCCUAGCAUUCUGGUACUGUUCGCGUCUUUUUUUUCCUGUUUCUUCUGUUGCCAUUGCUUUGGGUUGGUUGUUCUCGUGGCUAAAGUUAAAAAUACCGUAGCUGAUGUGAUUCCUGUGAUGACUAAAAUCACGAAACACAAAUUAAAUGGAUCUAAUUUUCUGGAUUGGAGUAAGACUAUUCGUAUUUAUUUACGAAGUAUCGGAAUGGAUGAUCUUACUGAGGAUCCUCCAAUUGAUGAUACUAGGAAAGAUUGGAUGAGAGAUGAUGCACGAUUACUUUUACAGAUCCGAAAUUCUAUUCAUAGUGAGAUAAUAAGCCUUAUUAAUCACUGUGAAUUUGUUAAAGAAUUAAUGGAUUAUUUGGAGUUUAUAUAUUCUAGCAAAGAGAAUAUUUCUCGCAUUUAUAAUGUGUGUAAGGCAUUUUAUCGAGCUAAGAAACAUGAUAGAACUCUGACCUCAUAUUUUAUGGAUUUUAAAAGAGUGUACAAGAAACUUAAUGUCUUGAUGCCUUUUAGUACAAACGUGAAAACCCAACAAGUUCAAUGAGAGCAAAUGGCUAUUAUGAGCUUCCUUGCAAGUCUCUCUCCAGAGUUUGAGACAACUAAAUCUCAUAUUUUUUCUGAUUCUGAAAUAUCAUCGUUACAUGAUGUUUUUACUAGGGUAUUGCGUACAGAAUCUUCCUCUUCAGUUCCUUCACACACCACUAGUGCCCUUGUUAGCCGUAAUGACAGUGGUAGACAAAAUACCAGAGGUGGGAAGAUUUUAAUGGUGGUAGAGGAUCUCAGCGUCCUGAGGAAGCAGUUCCUACUUUUGACUCUGGUGGAAUUAUUUGUUAUUACUGUCGUGAAUCUGGAUACACUAAGAAGACAUGCCUGAAACUUCAGAAUAAGAAUCAGCUCACAAAUGGCGUACAUGGCAAUUGAGGCCUUUUCUGAUCAGCUAAUCAAGGAAUUUUGAUAUCUGUAGAUGAGUAUGCACAAUUCACUCAAUACCAGGCAUCACUGAAAUUCUCUAAUUCUCCUAUCACUACAAUUGCUGAGUUAGGUAACUCUGUUGCAUGCCUUGUGUCUUCUUCCUCAAAAUAGGUUAUUGAUUCUGGUGUUACCAACCAUAUGUCAGGUAAUUCUACCCUUUUGUCCAAUCUUAAGUCUCGUACAUCAUCUUCUUAUGUUACUCUCACUGAUGGCUCUAAAUCUUCUAUCAUG
Manihot esculenta (cassava) is the source of this 2656-nucleotide messenger RNA. RefSeq names its product 5'-3' exonuclease. The coding region runs from base 25 to 1179 and encodes 384 amino acids. The record is from RefSeq and is a predicted model, not a curated record. Gene Ontology annotation, biological process: DNA replication, Okazaki fragment processing. NCBI's taxonomy places the organism in Eukaryota, Viridiplantae, Streptophyta, Magnoliopsida, Malpighiales, Euphorbiaceae. Gene Ontology annotation, molecular function: 5'-flap endonuclease activity; DNA binding. The transcript has 6 exons.